Messenger RNA from Arabis nemorensis, 1437 nucleotides. Lineage: Eukaryota; Viridiplantae; Streptophyta; Magnoliopsida; Brassicales; Brassicaceae. The record is from the annotation of a GenBank genome assembly.
AUGCUGGAUCUCAAUCUCGACGUCGAGUCGACCGAGUCUACUCAGAACGGACGAGAUUCGGCUGCUUUAAAAGUGGUUUCCGGUGCUGUUAUGAAUCAGAUGGAUGAAUCGGUGACAUCGAACUCUUCUGUAGUCAAUGCCGACACAUCAAGCUGCAUCGAUGGUGAAGAGGAGUUGUGCUCCACUCGGGCCGUCAAGUUUCAAUUUGAAAUACUGAAAGGAGGAGUCGGAGAAGAUGAUGAAGAAGAAAGAAGUCCCGUAAUGACUAAGGAGUUUUUCCCUGUUGCUGCUAAAGGUGACGGAGACGGCGUAAUUUAUCUGGAUUCGAACGCACAAAGUUCCAGAAGCUCCGUUGAUAUUUCCUUCCAGAGGGGGAAACAAGGCGGAGAUUUUCUCGGUGGCGAUGUUGUAAGGGUGAUGCAGCCACCAUCACAGCCGGUGAAGAAAAGCAGGAGAGGACCUAGGUCAAAGAGUUCGCAGUAUAGAGGCGUCACUUUUUACAGGAGGACGGGAAGAUGGGAAUCUCACAUCUGGGAUUGCGGUAAACAAGUUUAUUUAGGUGGAUUUGACACCGCCCAUGCUGCAGCUAGGGCGUAUGACCGAGCUGCUGUCAAGUUCCGGGGUUUGGAGGCUGACAUCAAUUUCAUUAUCAGCGAUUAUGAAGAGGAUAUCAAGCAGAUGGCUAAUCUUUCCAAAGAGGAAGUUGUGCAAGUACUUCGGCGUCAGAGCUCUGGUUUCUCAAGGAAUAAUUUAAGACAUCAAGGAGUUGCUAUGCAAAAAAUUGGCGGGUGGGGAGCUCAAAUGGAGCAGUUUCAUGGAAACAUGGCUUGUGACAAGGCAGCCAUAACAUGGAAUGGAAGGGAAGCUGCUUCUUUAAUUGAGCCUCAUACAUCUCGGAUGAUUCCCGAGGCAGCUAAUGUCGACCUCAACUUGGGAAUUUCUCUUUCAUUGGGAGAUGGUCCAAAGCAAAAGGAUAGGUCCCUCAGGUUUCAUCGUGUCCCUAACGGCAUCGUAUAUGGAAGGAGCUCCAAGCUGGAGAACCACAUGGCAGCAGCGACAUGUAAUACGCCUUUCAAUUUCUUGAAGAGGGGUUCGGACCAUAUUACUAACCACCAUGGCGUUCCUCCUGCGUUCUUUUCACCCACGGAAAGGACACCAGAGAAAGGCUUUAUGUCACAUCCUUCUCAAAGCUUCCAAGCCAGGACAUGGCAAGCGCAAGAUCAGUCAAGUGGUGGGACCGCUACUGUUCUCAAUGCAGCAUCAUCAGGAUUCUCACUCGCAGCAGCUACACGCCCGCCUUCAUCCACAGCUACUCUUCAUCCUUCUCAGCCCUUCUUAAAUCUGAACCUACCCGGUCUUUAUGUCAUCCACCCAGCUGAUAUUGCAUCACAGCAACACCAUCACCAUUUCAUGAACCGCCCGCAAGCUCCACCAUAA